Xylaria bambusicola is the source of this 981-nucleotide messenger RNA. RefSeq lists its product as uncharacterized. The record is from RefSeq and is a predicted model, not a curated record. Lineage: Eukaryota; Fungi; Ascomycota; Sordariomycetes; Xylariales; Xylariaceae. The transcript has a single exon. Bases 571 to 846 code for a protein of 91 amino acids.
UCGCCAUUGUGAAAGAACAACUCCUUAUGACAUUUAGUACCUACUUAAACACGAAAUCAGCUUCACAUGUUAAACUCCUCUCCUACCCUUUGAGCUGCCAUUGGUAAAUCUUUAUACAAUAGCUACAUAACCACAUAAGUACCAUGGCUACCUCACACUCUACUGUACCUUGUUUUAGAUAAAGCUUCAUGUAUAUUGUACCUACUAGUACAUGCUGAAUGCAUAGGGCACACACACUACGAAUGUGAUGGAAUCAUGAGUAAGGUACAGAGUUCAUGUACCAUAUGUCCGUACCUGCCCUACUGUACUAUGUACCACAGCAACACAAUGAAUAACAGACCUAAAAAGAAAAGUCAGCACAACUUCGAAGGUUGGAACUUUGAAUAGCAAGGAUCCUUGAAUACUACCUAGGUAUACUACCUACAGUACCUGUACAGCGCGUUCUAGCAGCGCGCCCACAUUCCCAAGCGCUGACGCACCCGCAACCUUGGCAAGGACCCUCAGCGGACCCUCACCUUCUCUCGCUCGGUACUUGCACAGCUACCUAAUUCCGAUAGUGUGCAAGGUCCCAUGACGACAAUCGGCGCUCUAUCCUUCGUUCUUCCUUGCCCAGUCUCACCAGCGGUGUUGUUGAUGGAAGAAUUCCCGUCUCGAGGAUAUCCUCCCACAUUCCAGAACACCAAUACCAGGUCCUGGACACGCACUUCCGCUCGUUUUUUUGGCUUUGCCGCAGCGAUCCGGUGCAAGGGGGAACGUAUCUCUACCUACCACUACACAGUAACUAGUACAUGGUGCCCCUCCCUUUUGUGGCGGGAAGUCUUUAUCUUGAGUCCUUAUAGCUUAUAGUAGGUAUGUUGGCACAAUGUAGGCCGAGCUUUGGCCGCCUACACCACUGUUUUGCGGCUGGCCAAGGGCGUUCCCGUUGGUUGACAUCAAGAUCCACGCUGCCACGCGAUACCACCACCACCACCACCACCACCA